Messenger RNA from Colletotrichum gloeosporioides, 1326 nucleotides. RefSeq names its product Corticosteroid-binding protein. The record is from RefSeq and is a predicted model, not a curated record. Gene Ontology annotation, molecular function: oxidoreductase activity. Bases 1 to 1326 code for a protein of 441 amino acids. The transcript has 3 exons. NCBI's taxonomy places the organism in Eukaryota, Fungi, Ascomycota, Sordariomycetes, Glomerellales, Glomerellaceae.
AUGGACAACGUCAGUGUCACUCGCAGUUGCAAUGCCAGAAAGAAGGUUGUUGUCGUAGGCGCCGGUAUUUCUGGCCUAUGUUCAGCCUCAAAUCUUCUUGCCAAAGGGUUCGACGUCGUCGUCCUAGAAGCCCGAGAUCGCAUUGGCGGACGCAUUUUGACCGACCACGAAGAUGCCGACAACAUUGAUAUGGGAGCCGCCUGGAUGCACGGCACCUCCUACAACCCCCUCGUCAAGCUCAUCUCCAAGCUCAAGAUCGACUACUACUAUGACGACGGCAACCCGCUCUACUUCACCGAGUUCGGACCUGCCGGCCCCAACUUCAAAGCUAAGAACGUCGCCGAUGAGUUUCUAGACUAUCUCCACUAUUGGAUCCAGAAGAACCCCGACGGACCGGACUAUUCGGCCGAGGAACACAUCCGCAAGUUUGUAGGACAGCAUGAGCUUAUCACCGAUGACGAGCGGAUCUGGGCGCCGGAAGCGCUGCGCAUUGGUGGCUACGAUCGCGUGGUGCGCCACGUUGCUCAGCCAGUCCGUCAUCUGCCGGGCGUUCUGAAGCUGCGCCAUGUCGUCCAGAACAUCGAGUGGAAUCGGUCGGGCGGCGCUUCACCAGUUGCAGUUCAUGUUUAUGAUCCUAAUUGGAAACCCGUCGUUUUCGACGGCGACGCUGUUGUUGUGACCGUCCCACUUGGUGUCUUGCACCAGAACAAGAUCAUGUUUACGCCUUCCAUUCCGAAGAACAUCGCCUCAGGCAUGUCCAGGACCAGCUACGGCGCACUCGGCAAAGUGUUCUUCGAGUUCACAGACGUCUUCUGGUCUAAACAAAACGACAGCUUGGUAUAUUUUCCGACACCGGCUACUUUGGACGAGGACAGCGAGAAGAACAAAUACCCGGUUCUCUCCUACUCUUUCAUGGCCACCAACCUGUGGGUCAUGACCGGUGCAAAGAAGCUUUGCGUCCUGCUAUCUCCUCCUGUUGUUUACGAGAUCGAAUCCAUGGGCGGCAAUGCGGAUGAGCUCUUUGCCUAUUUUGAGCCCUUGCUGGAGUUGUUUAGAACCGAGCCAUACAAAUCGCUUCCAAAGAUGGUGGAGGCAAAGGUCACUUCCUGGACGAAGGAUGAAUUCGCUGGAAAUGGCACGUACUCCACUGCGAACGUUGGAGACGAUCCGCGAAUUUUGUGGGAUGCAUUGGAGGCUGAGAAGGACUUGCGGCUACAGUUUGCCGGUGAGCAUUGCUCCCGGGCCGGAACGGGCUGUGUUCAUGGAGCAUAUGAGACGGGCGAAGUUGCCGCGGACAACAUAUCGAGAAUUCUUAGCCGCGAGUAA